AGUGUUGCUUAUCGUCGCAUAGCCCAAAGUGGUAGUUUUUCUUUUUCCGUGUCAAUUUUUAAGUGAAAAUUUAGCGAAAGUUUACUGAAUAAAAGUUAUAAUCGACAGAAAGGACCUUUAAAUAUAGCCAGCCAUGUCCCUGUUAAAUAACGAUGACAGCAUUCCUAAUAUGGAUGAAGAUCCGCAGGUGGUUAUUCAGGACGACGAACCCUCGGCGACGGGGCACAUGCCCAAUGGAAGAUCGAUGGACUCACUGCGCUCCUCCUUCACCAACAGGAGCUCCACGCCGGACUCUUCGCACAAUUCACUGGAGGCCAUGGAAAUGGCACAGGACGAUAGGGAGGAAAAGGCCCGGCUUAUCACGCAGGUCCUGGAACUCCAAAAUACCCUAGAUGAUCUGUCGCAACGAGUCGAUUCCGUCAAGGAGGAGAAUCUCAAGCUACGCUCUGAAAACCAAGUGCUGGGCCAGUACAUCGAGAACCUGAUGUCUGCGUCCUCGGUGUUCCAGUCCACGAGUCCCAAUGCCGCGAAGAAGAAGUAGUCCUCCGUGCUCCGGAAGUGGAAACCAAAAACCAUCUCAAAUAUGCCUUCUCGUUCACGCUAGAGCUACAUAUAUUUUAAUCUUAAACAAUCGAAAUUAAGCUAUUGCAAUGUUGUUUCCGUUGCCCAAACGUCGAAUUUGUCUUUAUUUAGGCUUAAGCUUAUGGCGCGCUAUGUAUUUUAUACAUUACAUAAAAGUAAUUUAUUUAUAUAGAUAAUUAAUAAAUCAAUACCACCCCCUCGCAA
Drosophila ficusphila is the source of this 786-nucleotide messenger RNA. Its product is annotated as short coiled-coil protein B. The transcript is spliced from 2 exons. The record is from RefSeq and is a predicted model, not a curated record. Gene Ontology annotation, cellular component: trans-Golgi network. NCBI's taxonomy places the organism in Eukaryota, Metazoa, Arthropoda, Insecta, Diptera, Drosophilidae. The coding region runs from base 134 to 541 and encodes 135 amino acids.